UUUCCUCUCCGCGUUCAAACUCCGCGCCCCUCUCAUUCCAAGAGACUUCGGUCUCGCGAGAUCUUCUCAUAAAUUUACAGAACCGGAAGCAACCUGUGGAUCUCUUCCCUUUCGCGGCCAUCACUGAAACGCCAGCGGCCAAAAUGAAGUUCAAUCCCUUCGUGACUUCUGACCGAAGCAAGAACCGUAAAAGGCAUUUCAAUGCACCUUCCCACAUUCGCAGGAAGAUUAUGUCUUCUCCUCUUUCCAAAGAGCUGAGACAGAAGUACAAUGUUCGAUCCAUGCCCAUCCGAAAGGAUGAUGAAGUUCAGGUUGUACGAGGGCACUACAAAGGGCAACAGAUUGGCAAAGUAGUCCAAGUUUACAGGAAGAAAUACGUCAUCUACAUUGAACGAGUGCAGCGGGAGAAGGCAAAUGGCACGACCGUCCAUGUGGGCAUUCACCCCAGCAAGGUGGUUAUCACCAGACUAAAACUGGACAAAGACCGCAAAAAGAUCCUCGAACGUAAAGCCAAGUCUCGCCAAGUAGGAAAGGAAAAGGGCAAAUACAAAGAAGAAACAAUUGAAAAGAUGCAGGAAUAAAGUAAUCUUGUAUACAGCUUUCAUUAAAAACUUAAAAUGAA
This is a messenger RNA of Vicugna pacos (alpaca), 622 nucleotides long. RefSeq names its product ribosomal protein L26 (gene RPL26). Lineage: Eukaryota; Metazoa; Chordata; Mammalia; Artiodactyla; Camelidae. Gene Ontology annotation, molecular function: structural constituent of ribosome; RNA binding. The record is from RefSeq and is a predicted model, not a curated record. Gene Ontology annotation, cellular component: large ribosomal subunit; ribosome. Gene Ontology annotation, biological process: translation.